AUGGAGCCUCAAGAGGAUCAAAAGCCCAUAACCCCAGAGCCAUCAUUUGCUGUCGCACACCAAAAGGUUGAGCUCGACAUCAACUUCAGCCAAUACAUCAGCGGUAGGACCGAGAUCACCAUCUAUCCUGAUUCGGCGGACCUCAAAGAGAUAAGCCUGCAUGGCCGACAAUGCACUAUCAAAAAGGUCCUGGUCAACGGCAUUCCGCCAUCGUCGGUACGGCAUGAAGAUCCCUGCGACCAGCUUACGCUGCAUUCCCAUGGCUCGGUCUAUCAGCACCACUUCCUGGCGGAGAAGGUGGCGAGAUCGAUUGGGCCUGAGCGGUUGCCGGAUAUCGUUAUUAGCCUCCCCAACAGAUUGAAGAUUGUGCCGGUCGCGGUGGCGGAAGUGCACACUCAAGCUGCUGGUUCCAUCAAAAUCACGGAUCCGCAGGCCCAAGGUCCUUCCGCUGCCGAGAUCACACAGGCGCUGUCAGAUACCACUGCUGCGAAAUUUACCCCUCUGACUCUAGUCAUCGAAUUCGAGUCUUGUCAUGUACGAGAGACUCUGCACUUUGUCUCCGGCAGGGGUGGAGGCGGUCGAUGGCCUCACGCAUAUACUCGGACCAAGUCGGGCCCUGGCGGUGCCUCGCCAUUGUUUCCCUGUGUGGACGAAAUCAACAGUCGAUGCACCUGGGACAUUUCUAUCAAAUGCCCGAGGACCGUUGGCGAUGCUAUUGACCAAGCAACGACUGCAGACGGCGUGCGGCGCGAUCGAGGUGCGGCUGCCAAGGACUCUUCUCGCCAGAGCUUUGAAGCCAAAGAGAUGAUCGUGGUCUGCACGGGUGAGAUCACCGACGAGAUACCGGACAAGCACGAUCCUACGGUGAAGACCAUAUCGUUCUCCUGCUCGCAACAACUGGCACCGCAGCAGAUCGGAUUUGCCAUCGGACCUUUUGAGCAGGUAGAUUUGAGCGAGCUCCGAGACGCACAAGAGGUUGCGGACAUCGGUCGCAAUGCCGUUGAGAUGCUGGCAUACUGCUUGCCUGGACGAUCGGAGGACACCAAAAACACCUGCUUGCCCACGACCAAGGCCAUGGAUUAUGUUGUCCAGAAGUACAUAUCCUGUCCGGUGAGGUCAUAUGCCAUGUGUUUUGUCGAGGACGCUCCGUCGGACUUGUGCAUUUUUGCCGGUGUAACAGUCUGCAGCACUCGAAUUCUUUACCCGGAACAAGUUAUCGACCCUGCGCAGGAAGUUACGAGGAAGCUGGUGCACGCCAUUGUCUCGCAGUGGAUCGGCGUCAAUAUUGUAGCCGAAACCCCUCGAGACAAUUGGGUUAUUGUAGGGAGUGCCUACUUUAUCACCAAUCUUUUCAUGAGAGAGCUCUGUGGGAACAACGAAUACCGUGCUUACAUCAAGCAACAAGCAGACCGCAUCGUGGAACUCGACUACGACCGACCUUCAAUCUACGAACUGGGCGCCGUCACCUACGUCGACCCGGCAGAGGCUGAGUUCCUGGCCACCAAAGCCCCAGUCGUCCUGUUCAUUUUGGAUCGCCGUAUCGCGAAAAGAGAAGGCACCUCCAAGAUGCCCGGUAUCCUGGCAAAGCUGCUUACCAAGGCACGGACGGGAGACCUAGAAAACAACGCGCUCUCGACGGAAUUAUUCCAAAAAACCACUGAACGGAUGGGCCACGACAAGAUUGAUGAUUUCCUGGCUCAAUGGGUGAAAGGAUCAGGGUGCCCUCGGUUUUUCGCCCAACAGAGAUUCAACAAGAAAAAGCUGGUCGUGGAGAUGAGCAUCCGACAAGAACAGGUUUCGCGCGAAACUGUGCGGGACUUGGAUCCCGACUACUUCAUGCGAGACGCUCGAGACGACUUCUAUGGAGUGUGGCCCGCAACCGCCCAACAAGUAUUUACCGGGCCGAUGACGAUCCGAAUCCAUGAAGCGGAUGGCACUCCUUACGAACACAUUGUGCAAAUCAAGGAUGCGAACACUGUCAUGGAAGUGCCCUACAACACCAAAUAUAAGCGGCUCAAAAGAAGCAAAAAGGCGAGGGCUCGAGCUACCGCGAAAGCCACCGCGGAGCAGGGAGAGGAAGAAAACGACUCUCUCGUCUAUUGCCUCGGCGACGUACUGCAGACGGAAGAGGAAAUGGCCAACUGGCGGAUAAAAGAAUGGACUUCUGAUCAGGAAGACAAGAUGAACGCCGAGUCCUACGAGUGGAUUCGACUGGACGCCGACUUUGAGUGGAUUUGCACCAUGAGCCUUGCCAUGCCAGGAUACAUGUUCGCGUCCCAGCUACAGCAAGACCGAGAUGUUGUGGCACAGCUCGAGUCGAUCCGCACGAUUUCAAGAUAUCCACCUGAUGCGACUACCUCGUCCAUUUUUGUCCGCACGCUGAUGGACCGUCGAUAUUUUCAUGGUGUUCGGGCCCUCGCCGCAAAGUCGCUAGUUAGGCACGCUGCAGAAGAAGUCGAUAAUAUCGGCUUGUUUCAUUUGAUGAAGGCCUAUGAAGCACUGUAUUGCGAUGCAGACCAAAGCUCAGCCUUGACAAGACCGAACGACUUCUCAGACCAACUCUCAUACAGGCUGCAGUGUGAGGUGGUGGAAACCAUCGCGAUGGUCCGCAAUAGCCAGGGCCAUGCCCCCAAAAAAGUAAGAGAUUUCUUGCUGGACAAGUUGAAGUACAACGAUAACUCGGUGAAUGACUAUUCGGACGCGUUCUAUGUCGCCCGGUUGAUGAAGGCGUUGGGGCGUGCCGCCAUCGCUCGUCCCCGCUACAGCGAGUGGGAUAUUGCCGAAAACUUUGAGAUCGAAGACGAAAUUCAUGAUCUAAAGGAGUUUGAGCGUCAGUUUCUGGACGAGAUCGACCGAUACCGCCGCAUGGACGAGUGGACGAGUUCAUACCAGAACCUAUACUGCCGGACCGCCUUGGAAUGCCAGGCCAUGCUUGCCUCGGCGGGGAUCGGCAAAUUCUCCCCCUUGCAUUUCCUGCAAUAUACGAGGCCCGGCAACUAUGACAUGCUGCGGCAGACAGCCUAUGAAGUCUUGGUCACACCCAAGGUGUUCGACAACCCGUCCAUCUUGCGGUACGUGUUGUAUUGCAUGGUGGCUGAUCCUUCACCUUUCAUCCGGCAGAGUCUCCAGCGCGCGUUUGGCAAGGUUCUGGGGAGGCGAGCAAUUGGCGAAAGAACCGAGACGGCACAACCUGUGGCCGAUUCUCUGAUUGUCGAAGGCGCCGCCGCCGACACCGACGAGCCCUCCAAGCGGCAAGAGGAGCUUGCCAGACGACAGACAUUGAGCGGCGCGGUGAAAGCACUGAGGGAGGAUCUGGGCAAGAAUGACGCUCUGAAAUCAGCGUUGUGGAACGCCAUCUGUUACGACCAGAUCACACUCGAGGACAUGCAGACUUUACUUGACUUCUGCCGCUUGUUGUACGAGCCGGUCAACGAGGUCAAGGUCACCCUAUAUUUACCCCGGUACUGGAAGGUUCAAAAUCUAGGAAAGGGCAAAAUCAAGUUCUCCCGGACGAGCAAAGUCCGCAAAAAGCCCAUGCAAAAAUGGCAGCCUGCACCACCUCCCACUGCGAGCUUUGGCCCUCGUCCUGAAAUUCCACAAUCGCGACCGAGUAUCGGGGGAGGAAGCGGUCUGAAGCUGAAGUUCAAGGUUGGGGGCAGUAUUAACGACAAUCAAUCUGCAGGCCCAAAUCGGCAACCUUCGAUCUCGUUGCCCAAACCGACUCCGACCCCGACCCCGACACCGCCCCCAAUUGCCCAUCACACCAAGCCAGCGCAACAAAAACCUGCUCCGAAGCCGCUAACACCUAUUGGAGGAACAGGUCGUAUUACCCUGAAGAUUGGCAAAAGACCGGCUGAAAAUGGAAGCUCGUCCCAAUCAUAA
Molecule: messenger RNA, 3882 nt
Organism: Fonsecaea erecta
Lineage: Eukaryota; Fungi; Ascomycota; Eurotiomycetes; Chaetothyriales; Herpotrichiellaceae
Exons: 2
Coding region: 1-3882 (1293 amino acids)
Biological process (GO): transcription initiation at RNA polymerase II promoter
Cellular component (GO): transcription factor TFIID complex
Molecular function (GO): chromatin binding; transcription cis-regulatory region binding; RNA polymerase II general transcription initiation factor activity
Source: RefSeq, a predicted model, not a curated record